This is a messenger RNA of Vitis riparia (riverbank grape), 405 nucleotides long. Its product is annotated as secreted RxLR effector protein 161-like. The coding region runs from base 1 to 405 and encodes 134 amino acids. Lineage: Eukaryota; Viridiplantae; Streptophyta; Magnoliopsida; Vitales; Vitaceae. The transcript has a single exon. The record is from RefSeq and is a predicted model, not a curated record.
AUGGAACAAAUGAAGAACAUUCCAUAUGCUUCUGAAGUCAAAAGUUUGAUGUAUGCUCAAGUCUGCACAAGGCCUGACAUUGCAUUUGUUGUUGGAAUGUUAGGACGAUAUCAGAGUAACCCAGGUUUAGACCACUGGAAAACUGCAAAGAAAGCGAUGAGAUAUCUUCAAGGAACUAAAGAUUACAAGCUUAUGUAUAGACGGACAAGCAAUUUAGAAGUUGUUGAUUACUCAGAUUUAGACUUUGCUGGUUGUGUUGAUUCACGUAAAUCAAUAUCUGGAUACAUUUUUAUAUUGGUUGGUCAAGCUAUAUCUUGGAGGAGCGUUAAGCAGACCUUGACUGCUACUUCUACUAUGGAAUCUGAGUUCAUAUCUUGUUUUGAGGCUACUUCACAUGGUGUAUGA